This is a messenger RNA of Perkinsus marinus ATCC 50983, 3820 nucleotides long. RefSeq lists its product as hypothetical. NCBI's taxonomy places the organism in Eukaryota, Perkinsozoa, Perkinsida, Perkinsidae. The record is from RefSeq and is a predicted model, not a curated record. Bases 26 to 3820 code for a protein of 1264 amino acids. The transcript is spliced from 9 exons.
UAUUGCAGCCAUUCGAACGAUAGAUAUGCCUUCAACACCACCACAUGAACCGAGAUCGGGUGAUAACCUCUCCGAUGACCCUCUGGGCGAAGCUAGUUUUACUCCGCAACACGUGAUAUGCGUGAACCCACUGUGCAGGAGGAAGUGGAAGCAGUUGACUCCCAAGAGCAUCCCUAUGUUCUGUCCGAGCUGUAAGAAAGCUUCUGAGCUAGGCCUUUGGGAGACCUGGGAGGGCGUCGUCACUGACGACACUUUUUAUUAUAACCUACUGAAGUACUGGUAUGCUAUUUACACGGACAUCGCAUCGAUCUUGGGAUACCCCAAGAGCACCGACCUCAACCUACCGCAAGACCCAACGGAUGUCACCAUAGUCAACGUGAUGGACUUCUACCACGAAGUGUUUCCGGAGCACCCAGUUCCCGAAGACGUCCGAAACUGGAGCUCCAUGGGCCAGCGGAAGAAACAAUUGACUGGCACCAUCAUAAGGCAGUGCGGUAGGCUACUCUGGGAACUCACUGUAUUGGAGGAUCCACAGCAUUUUUAUGGCGGUCUUCAACGUCACCACGAUAUGGUCGGUCGCCGUUUUUAUAUCAUCGAUUGGAGAGGAGCUCUCAAAAUUGGUGACCAUGUUCAGUUCGUCGCCUUCCCGAAUCCCUCUGUGGACGAGCGUAUUAAACUUCCCCACGUGAUCAAGGUUCUAGACGAUCGUGUCAAUCCUCCCCACCACCGAGUAGAGCAAGGCUGGGAGGCGGCCAGAAGGUAUCCAGGUGAACAGCCACAACCCCAAGUGCUGACCAGCAAUGGGACGCAUAAGAAAAGCUUCGAUCCGUUCAACAGAUCAGCGGCCCCGUCGCACCGGGACCAACGUCAAUCUGAGUCUGGCCCGAGAGGAUUCCCACAAUGUCUGUCUAGUGGGCUCCGGGACAACCGAAGACCUUUUGGGAGCAAUUCUAAUGGCAAUGCUACUGGGCUCAACCAAGUAGCCUCCACGACGGACCAGCUUCACUCUAAGUCUGGCCCCGCACGGAACACAGUUGUUAGCUCCGGAGGUCACCCCCUUAGGAGGAAGAGCAAAGAUACCAAAAUGAGACCUCCGGCAGAUAGAGUUACCGCGGCAUCAGCCAGCACUAACGGCAAGUCCCCCGCGGACCAGGUGGAGAACAAGUUUCCCCCAAUGGUCGGGUCGAUGGUUGCCCCUCUACCGGGCUUCGAUGACACCAAUGCCGCCUGGAGUGAAUUAGCUCGGCUUCUAUCUGUUGCUGCCAACAAGGAGGUUCCUCGUACUCCUCAAGCCCCGACCCUUGAGCCCAAGAUACCAGAGUGGACUACGGUCCGUGCCCCUGCCCCAAGCCCUGCCUUGCCUGCUAGGCCCGAUUGGAUACCGGACACUCCAGCGAGCCCUCUGUAUCUCCAUCGAGACAUGAACUUCAGGCAGGCCCCCAACCCUCUUGUCCAGUUCCUGCAAAUGCAAGCUGCAGCUGGGGCUGCCAGCCAGGUACCCUCGGCUCCUCCUCUGCCCUAUGGGUCUGGCCAGGGCGACUCUAAUUCUAUGGUGUCACCGUUUACCCCCACGGGUGGCGUGCCGCCGGUAUCGGCAGCCGCAGCAGUGGGUCUGGACGGUGACUUGGCUGGGCUGGCCGCCUGGGGAGCAUCGUGGCCGUCUUCUGGUAUGAUGAAACGACAGAGCACGAGUCAGCCUCCUACCCCCAUCCAAGAGGAAACGGUUGGUGAAGGAGGAGAAUUCUUUGCGCCCCCUUCGACCGGCCAAAACCGUGUCGUACCUUGUAUGGUCUUCGUGACGAAGGCACUACCACUACUGAGAGCACUGUCCCUCGGGGUGAGGGCCGGGCUCGGAGUCCGUCCAGCGACGACGUGGUCCUCCGCCCCUCGACGCGUCAUACUCGUCGGAGGUCUCGUAGUCGUGAUGCUGGGGUGGCGGGACGACGACGAUUAUAGGAGGCGUGACGACGACGAUUAUAGGAGGCGGGACGACGACGAUUAUAGGAGGCGGGAUACUGCCGAUCAUAGGUCGAGACGCCGAGAAGACCGUUCUGAUCGUCCGGCUGGCGGAGGUGGCGGCUCCUACUAUGACGUCCGCUCCUCUCAAGAUCCCCCAGACGGCUCUUCUUCACUCCACUACGUCAACAGCUGCUCUCGAGGGAGCGGUCAAGAUGCUCCUUGGCCUGCUAAACAGGAUGAGACCCGUGGCCGCAUAGUCGACGACCGAGCUCCUCGUCCAGGCGAAGAUAGCCUGUCUCGACUCCCAAAGCCAAGCAGUCAGCAUGAUCCUCCCGAGGACUCGCCUGACAGUCUUCCGCGAGAGGCCAAGGCUCGAAGCGUCGCCCCUCCCAGCAAGGGGAAACCUGUUGUCCAGUUCGGCAAGGCUAUGCGGCCAGACCCCCGGGCCGCAGCUGACAAAGGUAACGUCUUGGAGCUCAGUUGCGACUGUCCACGGAAGUACGUCUCUCAUGUCCGACCACUACGAGACCCGGCAUGGCUACCGACCGUCAAAUGGGGUGAGGCCACCUUCGAGGAGCGCAUUCUUUUAAAGCGCGAAUUUGCCCCCCGAGCUGUUGCCAAUGCUCGGGGCCAGGCAACGGUACCGCCCCCAACGGUGUCCUAUGGCACUGCUGUGGAUGGGUCUUGGCAUGAGACUUGGCCCAGCGAUGUGGACUGUCGGAUAAUCUGCGUACUGCGGUUACCCGACUUGGUCACUUCGGACGAGACCUUCCUGCGAGCUGCAAGAGAGGCCAUCCCUUCCCAUUUGCGGGCGCGUGACGCUCUCCAGAAGGCCGUUGUUGUCAGAGCCUCUGGGCUUGGUGGCUCGGUGAUACCGGCCAAGUGUGGUUACCUUGCAUUUCGGACACGGCGUGACGCUCGAGAGUGCUGGUCUCUCCAACACCUGAAGCUGUAUGGAUAUAUAUGUCCGCUAAUAACAGAUCCUACAGCAUUCAGAAUACUUUGUCAAAUUGCAUUGGUUUUGAAACUUUAUGAAGGCCAUUCAAUUGGUGCUACUACUAGUAUAACAACACCUCGGUUGGUGCCAGAGUCCGGUCCCUCGACGGCCCCGGUCCCUUCAACGCAAGUCGGGUUCACCAGCACCAAGUUCGGCGGCGGAUUGUCUUCGAGGAAGCCUCUAUCGGGCGCCGUUCGUGGGGCCGACGUUAGUAACGGUGCAGCUGGUGGUAGCACAUCUAGAGGCCGCUUUGUCCUCCGUGGUCUCAAGGAGAGUCUGCAACGCCUUAAUGGUCCUCCUGUUGAGAGCUGUGGUAAUUUCUCAGCGUCUGCGGUCCGUUAUAGUCGUCUUGAUCAACGAGAUGGCGCUGUAGUUGGGAGGUCUGAGUAUGUCCGAGCGGAGACUUCUUCCGAUGGUCAGAGUCAGAAGCUCAACAUUGGCCUCACUAAGGAUCGCAAUGUGGUGGUCUUAGAGACUAACGAUGACAGCACUCUGGUUGAUUGGCGGCCCGAAUGGGUCUUCAGAGAUUGGGCUUGGGGCUGCCGACCAAUUUCCGUGGCCCUAGCUGAGAAGAAGUCUGCUGUUGGCGAGAUAGACCCCGCGGAGCUCUCUGACUACAGCACCUAUAGCGUCCCGGAUAUGAGCGUGUUCAAGCCUGUUCGGUCUGUACCAUUGACAGGGGGAAUGUCACCGCAGAGCAAGGCCCGGUCAGGGGCUACUAGCCGGAAGGGCAAGAAGUCCAAGAAGGAUAAGAAGAAGAAACGAAAGACUAGCCACGAGUUGACUACGAAGCUCGCGACGGAAGUGAAGGCUGAUGGAAGUGCUGCCACCAAGGCUGGAGAGAGGAUGCGGGCUGAGAGCUGA